CACUUGCCCCUCACCCUCCCUGCCGAGACCAGGCCACAUCCGUCAGCAGGCGGCGCGCGCGGACGUUUCUCCUCGGCAGACGACAAGCAUGGGCUUCCCGGUCGGCUACUCGGAGCUGCUGCUCCCCAAGCAGCUGCUCCACCUCCUCCUCCUGCUCGGCUACCUCCGCCGCUUCCUCCUCUGGGCCUUCGACGCCGUCGGCCUCGGCGACCUGCUGGAUCUCGGGGACGAGCACCUGGCGCAGGACCACGCGCGGCUCGCCGACCACGCCGCCGCGGACGCGCUGCUGCUGCAGCAGCACCACCGCCGGCCCGAGUUCCGCCCCGUCACGGCGAUGGUCAUCGAGGAGGUGCUGCCCGUGGUGCGGUUCGACGAGCUGGACGCCGCCGCGUGCGUCGACGGGGACUGCGCCGUCUGCCUCAGCGGCAUCGGCGGCGGCGACGAGGUGCGCAGGCUCACCAACUGCCGCCACGCCUUCCACCGGGGCUGCCUGGACCGCUGGAUGGAGCACGACCAGCGCACCUGCCCGCUCUGCCGCGCCCCGCUCAUCCCCGACGACAUGGCCGGCGCGCUCUGGGCCUCCGCCGCCGGCGUGCCCGACGCCUCCGACUUCGACUUCUUCUACCUGGGCGCCUCGGUGCCCACCACCCCGACGCUGCUGCGGCCGCACGAGCUGCUGCUCACCGGCCUCGGCGGCUACCAGUGAGUGAGCCCCCCCGAUUCGGUCCAGGCAAUCUGCCGCCGCCGCCCAGAAUGCGCAAUUUUACAAGACUGAAUUGGUCUCCGCGUCCGGACGCCGGCGAGCUGCCUGGCCCCAACCGUGUAAAUAGGGGAAAUGAGUAAAGUAACUGCCCCCAAAAGGGGCUAGGAGAUUAGAUUCCUGUUAUGCAUAGCUAGAUUCCAUCUUCCAACUUUGCGGAGCUGUGGAUCUUUCUGCCAAUUAAAUUUGUUCAGUUAUUA
Messenger RNA from Hordeum vulgare subsp. vulgare (domesticated barley), 960 nucleotides. Its product is annotated as brassinosteroid-responsive RING protein 1-like. The transcript has a single exon. Gene Ontology annotation, biological process: protein ubiquitination. The coding region runs from base 89 to 706 and encodes 205 amino acids. NCBI's taxonomy places the organism in Eukaryota, Viridiplantae, Streptophyta, Magnoliopsida, Poales, Poaceae. Gene Ontology annotation, molecular function: ubiquitin protein ligase activity; zinc ion binding. The record is from RefSeq and is a predicted model, not a curated record.